GACAUGGGUCAGAGCCAGGGGGUAGCUUUUGUUCCCCAAGCAACGGAUGGUUCAUUAAUGCAAACACAGCGUUACUAUGGAGGCCAGGACACAAUCACUUUAUACACAAACCCCCUCACGCCACCGGGUCACUGUGGCAGUGGGCUGAAAAGCCGAGGAGGAUAGUAGAACAGGGCAAGAAUGGAAGAUUCUCCGGCGGGGGACAGGAGAUUCGAAUUCAUAGAGAAAUACGUGUUAAAAACUCUAAAACUGAAGCAAGACCGGUGGCAAAAAUGUAUUUCCACCGAUGACAACAAGCAAGUUAUUCAAGAGUUCUUGGACAAACCCGACCAAAUGACACUAGUCGUGUCUCUGAAUGCAGCUGGCCACUUGCUGCCCACUGUCGGGUUUCCAGCGACCGUUAAAAACAAGGGUGUUUACUUCGUCAAAAGAAGCAAAACAGCUCUAACCCCUGACUCAAUGAAAAGUCAUUUGUUAUAUGGAGACUUGUCCUACGCGCCGCUUGACCAGUUUUCUGCACUAGUGGAGGAGGUUGUGGUCCCAUUGCUGUCCAACGGUAGGAACCACAGUGAAUGGCCUCAGGUGGUAUCCCAGGACAUUCAGCGCCAUGUGCAUUCCCUGAAGACCAAUGUGUUUGUGGUGUCUGGCCAAGUGAAAGGCAAGACUCUGCUGCCUUUACCACCUGGGGCAGAGAGAGUAGAGCAGGCUGCCUUGGAGCGGGACAAGAGGGGAGAUGUAGUGGACAAGAGCAUCAUCCAUGCCAUUGAGUCAGUGGUGAUAGAAUGGAGCCACCAGAUUCGUGGGGUCCUGAAGAAGGACUCAUCUGAGCCUCUGCUGGAGGGAAAGACUCCCACACCACACACUGAGAUCAACUUCUGGAGGAGCAGAUAUGCAGACCUGGAGUGCAUCCACUCUCAGUUCAAGUCCUCCAAGGUGACCAAGAUGGCAGAGCUGCUGGAUGCCAUGGAGAGCAGCUACUACCCUGCCUUUAAAGACAUGCUACAGGACGUUCUAGCAGCCCUAGAGGAAGCUAAGGACAUUUGUAUGUACCUUCGUCCGCUGCAGCGUCUCUUUGAGGACCUGGAGAAUGUGGAGUUCCCUGAGGUCAAGGGUCAGAUCGGGCCUCUGAUGCACAUUGUGUGUCUGGUGUGGUCCAACUCACGCUACUACAACACCCCAGCACGCCUUAUCGUCCUGCUACAGGAGACAUGCAAUCUACUCAUACAACAGGCGCGGGUGUAUCUGAGCCCAGAGGAGGUGCUAAAGGGAGACGUGUCUGAGAGCCUGCGGAAGGUCCAGACCUCACUGGACAUUCUAAACACCUUCAGACUGACCUAUGAGGAGAAGAGGGCCAGCCUGGGCCAGUACCAGAGGAAGGGCAGGGAAAUCCAACCGUGGGACUUCCACCCACUCAUGGUCUUCUCUGGCCUCGACCGCUUCAUCGACCGUGUCAAAACCAUUGAGGAUGUCCUCCUGACAGCAGUGGACCUGUUAAAGCUGGAGAAGGUGGAGUUUGGAGGCAUCCGAGGCAGAGCUCUAAGCCAGCAGGUCCUGUGGCUCCACCAGGAGUUCCUGGACACAUAUAAAGUCCUCACUGAGAAGCCCUACGACUGCCUCGACGUCAACAAUACGGAGUUUGAGGCAGACGUGUGUGAGUUCAGAUGUAAGGUGGAGGAUACAGACCGUCGUCUGGGAGCAGUUUUCUGUCAGGCCUUCGAUGAUGCCUCUGGACUGGAGCACGCAUUCAAGGUGCUGGAUAUGUUUGGCAGCCUGUUAGAGCGCCCCCUCGUGGCAGCGGAUGCUCUGGACAGAUAUCCUCUCCUUAUCAGCCUGUUUGACAGAGAGCUAGACUGCUGCAAACUGCUCUUCAACAAACACACACACACACAGGAGGAACUGGGUUAUACUCCUGUGAAUAGGAACAUGCCAGCUGUAGCAGGAGGUAUGAGGUGGGCUCAGCAACUACAGGAGAGAAUCCAGACCCCCUUCUCCAUGUUCAGAUACAUCACCCACCCGUGUCUGGAGUCUACAGCAGGAGAAAGAGCCGUACAGAAGUAUGAGGAGAUGAUGCAGUUACUGGAUAGUUACUCCCGUCAGCUGUUUGAUGUAUGGACUGAGACAGUGGGAGAGAAGUCCCAGUACAAUCUCAACCUCCCCCUCAUCAGCCGAGAUCCAGCUACCCGCCUCAUCUCUGUCAAUUUCAACCCACAGUUGGUCUCAGUCCUGAGAGAGGUGAAGUACCUGAAGGCCAGGCAGACAGAGUCCAUCCCGGACACUGCAGAGCAGGUGUACACUAGCAGGGGUCAGCUGUGGCAGUACAUAGCCAACCUGGAGCUCACUGUGAGGAGAUACAACAAGGUUAUGAGCACGGUUCUGGAGGUGGAGCACCCACUGGUCCAGGGUCAGCUCAGAGACAUCGACACGCAUCUCAGAGAGGCAGAGGAGGACAUCAACUGGAACAGCCAAGGUAUCUGGGAGUACAUCCAGGAAGUGCGUGAGUGUGUGUGUGACCUGGAGAAGAGGCUCCAGAGAACCAAGGACCACGUGGAGGAGAUCCAGGGCUGUAUGAGGGCCUUGGCCAGCCCCCUCUAUGAACGAAGGGAGGGCAAGAGAGACACCCUUCUCAGCCUGGACGACCGGGCUGACAGGCUGGAAAGGUGUUACGCCCAAAUACGCUCUUCCGGAGAGAAGAUACACUUCCUGCUGAAGAGUAACCUGGAGUUGUUCAGAGCAGACCCAGGUUCUGAGGAGUGGAAAGCCUAUGUGGAGUACAUAGACGAGAUGGUCAUAGACGGCUUCUUCAACGGCAUCGAAUGCUCCCUCAAGUUUUUCCUCGACAACACCGACCAGCGUGGUGGUGUGGCACCUCUGUUUGAGGCCCAGCUGGACCUGAGGGUUCCUGACAUGGUGUUUAACCCUUCGCUGGAGUACGGAGUUGCUGAUGGCUUCUAUGACCUGGUGGAGAGCCUGGUCAAUGACAUCUACAGGACCUCUUCUCUGGUGGCACGCCUGGCCGCGCACAGCAGCGUCCCACACUACCAGGCUGUUAUGGAAGACAUGGCUGAUUUGGCGGACAUGCGCCAGCUGCUGAUGGAACGUGUGCAGGGCGUCAUGGCGACGUGUUGUGAGUUCCGUAACUCUUUGGAGCGCUAUGCAUACCUGUACGUUGACGACAGGAAGGAGUUUAUGCGCCAGUUCCUGCUGUACGGCCACUUGCUGACCAGUCAGGAGAUAGAGGCUCAUGCAGAGGAUGGAGUCCCAGAGAACCCACCUACACUGGAGCAGUUUAGAGAGCAGGUGGAUGGAUACGAGCGUAUCCAUGAAGAGGUGCAGGGUCUGGAGCCAGUGUGUGUGUUCCAGGGGUGGAUGAGGGUCGACGGACGGGCCUUUAAGAGUGCCCUGCUCAACAUCGUCAGGAAGUGGAGUCUCAUGUUCAAACAACACCUCAUAGACCACGUCACGAACAGCCUGUUAGACCUGGAGGAGUUUAUCAGUCUAGCAGAGCAGGGGCUGGGUCACAGGGUGGAGCAGGGCGACUAUGGUGGCCUGGUGGGGGUCAUGGGUCACCUGCUGGCCGUGAAGGAGAGGCAGGGUGUGACGGACGCCAUGUUUGAGCCGCUCCAACACACCAUUACCCUGCUCAAGACAUAUGAACAGGAGCUACCUGACGUGGUCUACAAACAGCUAGAGGAGCUUCCAGAGAAGUGGACCAACGUGAAGAAGCAGGCGGUGAUGGUGAAACAGCAGGUGGCUCCUCUCCAGGCCAGCGAGGUGGCCGGACUACGCAGGAAGUGUGCCUCCUUCGACGUGGAGCAACACGCCUUCAGAGAGAGCUUCAGGAAGAAUGGGCCCUUCAGGUUUGACAGUGAGAACCCGUAUGCCAUGCUGAAUGCAUCCCACAAACAGAUCCAGGAGAAGGAGGCUGUGAUGGCUGGGCUGGUGGAGUCUGCCGGCCUGUUUGAGGUGACAGUCUCUGACUACAGACAACUACGACAGUGCAGGCGUGAGGUGGGGCUGCUGAAGGAGCUGUGGGACAUGAUAGCUGUAGUAGACAGUACUAUGUUUGCCUGGAGGACCACACCAUGGAGAGACAUCAACGUCGAGGACAUGGAACUGGAGUGCAAACGCUUCAAUAAAGACAUCCGUGCAUUGGAUAAAGAGGUGCGAUCGUGGGAGGCGUUCUCAGGUCUGGACAGCAGGGUAAAGAACCUCCUGACCUCCCUCAGGGCCGUAGCAGAGCUCCAGAACCCUGCCAUACGGGCCAGACACUGGCACCAGCUAAUGGCUGCCACCGGGGUGCGCUUCACCAUGGACCAGGAGACAACACUGGCAGACCUGCUGCAGCUCAACCUGCACAACUUUGAGGAGGAGGUGAGGGGCAUCGUGGACAAGGCUGUCAAAGAGAUGGGAAUGGAGAAGGUGCUCUCUGAACUCAACUCUACAUGGACCGGUAUGCAGUUCCAGUACGAGCCUCACCACCGUACCCAGGUGCCCUUGCUGCGCUCGGACGAGGACCUGAUUGAAACCCUGGAGGACAAUCAGGUCCAGCUGCAGAACCUCAUGUCCUCCAAGUACAUCGCCCACUUCCUGGAGGAGGUGUCACUGUGGCAACGGAAGUUAUCAGUGGCGGACGGAGUGAUAUCCAUCUGGUUCGAGGUGCAGCGUACCUGGACCCAUCUGGAGAGCAUCUUCAUAGGCUCUGAGGACAUCCGCUCACAGCUGCCCGAGGACUCCAAACGCUUUGAAGGGAUUGAUGCCGAUUUCAAAGAGCUGGCGAACGCAGCCCAUAAAACGCCCAACGUGGUGGAGGCCACCAAUAAAGCAGGCCUGUUCGGCAAACUGGAGGACAUUCAGAGCAGACUGUCUCUGUGUGAGAAGGCCUUGGCUGAGUAUCUGGACACCAAGCGUCUGGCCUUCCCCAGAUUCUACUUCAUCUCCUCUGCUGACAUGCUGGACAUACUGUCCAAUGGAACCAACCCACUCCAGGUCCAGAGACAUCUAUCCAAGCUGUUUGACAACACAGCUAAGAUGCAGUUUGAGACUGACACGGAGGGGAACCCUACUAAGACAGGUCUGGGCAUGUUCAGUAGGGAGGAGGAGUAUGUCCCCUUUAAUCAGCCCUGCGACUGCACAGGACAGGUGGAGAUGUGGUUGAAUCGGGUUCUGGAAACCAUGCGGUCAACAGUGCGUCAUGAGAUGACAGAGGCAGUGAUGGCCUAUGAGGACAAACCCAGAGAGCAGUGGCUGUUUGACUACCCCGCUCAGGUGGCCCUGACGUGUACUCAGAUCUGGUGGACGUCAGACGUGGGCAUGGCCUUCUCCCGUCUGGAGGAGGGAUAUGAGAACGCCAUGAAGGAAUAUAACAGGAAGCAGGUCGCCCAGCUCAACACACUAAUCUCCAUGCUGAUUGGACAGCUGUCGCCGGGCGACCGCCAGAAGGUCAUGACCAUCUGCACCAUAGACGUCCAUGCGAGGGACGUGGUCGCUAAGAUCAUCGCUCAGAAGGUGGAGAACUCUCAGGCAUUCCUAUGGUUGUCUCAGCUACGUCAUCGCUGGGAUGAGAAGGAGAGACACUGCUUCGCCAACAUCUGUGAUGCCCAGUUCCUCUAUUCAUACGAGUACCUGGGCAACACACCACGACUUGUCAUAACCCCUCUGACUGACAGGUGCUACAUCACUCUUACCCAGUCCCUCCACCUGACUAUGAGUGGUGCUCCAGCAGGCCCAGCAGGCACUGGCAAGACAGAGACCACCAAGGAUCUGGGCCGAGCCCUUGGCAUCAUGGUCUAUGUAUUCAACUGCUCCGAGCAGAUGGACUACAAGUCGUGUGGCAACAUCUAUAAAGGCCUGGCCCAGACAGGAGCGUGGGGCUGCUUUGAUGAGUUUAACAGGAUCUCUGUGGAGGUGCUGUCUGUGGUCGCUGUGCAGGUGAAGAGCAUCCAGGACGCCAUCCGAGACAAGAAGCAGAGGUUUAACUUCAUGGGCGAGGAGGUGAAUCUUUUCCCCUCUGUAGGUAUCUUCAUCACCAUGAACCCAGGCUACGCUGGCAGGACAGAACUACCUGAGAAUCUCAAGGCCCUGUUUAGGCCUUGUGCCAUGGUAGUACCAGACUUUGAAUUGAUCUGUGAGAUCAUGUUGGUGGCUGAAGGUUUCCUCGAUGCCAGAGUCCUGGCAAGGAAGUUCAUCACCCUCUACACACUCUGCAAAGAGCUGCUUUCCAAACAGGACCACUAUGACUGGGGGUUGAGGGCCAUCAAGUCUGUCCUGGUGGUGGCUGGCUCCCUGAAGCGGGGUGACCCAGAUCGGCCUGAGGACCAGGUCCUCAUGCGGGCUCUGAGAGACUUCAACAUCCCUAAGAUCGUGACAGAUGACAUGCCAGUGUUCAUGGGGCUUAUCGGAGACCUGUUCCCUGCUCUGGACGUCCCCAGGAAGAGAGACCUGGAGUUUGAGAAGCAUGUCAAGCAGUCUGUGCUGGACCUCAAAUUACAGGCUGAGGAUAACUUUGUACUGAAGGUGGUACAGUUGGAAGAGUUGCUGGCGGUGCGCCACUCUGUGUUUGUGGUGGGUAAUGCAGGCACAGGGAAGAGCCAGGUGAUGAGGUCUCUCCAACGGACUUACCAGAACAUGAAGCGGAGGCCCGUGUGGGCGGACCUCAACCCCAAAGCUGUGACCAAUGAUGAGCUGUUUGGCAUCAUCAACCCUGCAACCAGGGAGUGGAGGGAUGGUCUGUUCUCUAACAUCAUGCGUGAGCUGGCUAACCUCAGCCACACUGGGCCUAAAUGGAUCGUACUGGAUGGAGACAUAGACCCCAUGUGGAUUGAGUCUCUCAACACUGUCAUGGACGACAACAAGGUGUUAACCCUGGCGAGUAAUGAACGUAUCCCUCUCAACCCGACCAUGAGGUUGGUGUUUGAGAUCAGCCACCUCCGGACUGCUACUCCUGCUACUGUAUCUAGAGCUGGCAUUUUGUAUAUCAACCCAGCAGAUCUGGGCUGGAACCCACCUGUAUCCAGCUGGAUUGACAGGAGGGAGGUCCAAUCGGAGAAGGCCAACCUGACAAUCCUGUUUGACAAGUACCUCCCCUCAUGUCUAGACACCCUCAGGUCCAGGUUUAAGAAGAUCAUCCCAGUCCCGGAGCAGAGUAUGGUCCAGAUGCUGUGCCAUCUGUUGGAGUGUCUGUUAACCCCAGAACACACCCCUCCAGACUGCCCUAAGGAACUCUACGAACUCUACUUUGUCUUCGGUGCUGUCUGGGCCUUCGGAGGUGCCAUGUUCCAGGACCAGUUGGUGGACUACCGUGUGGAGUUCAGUAAGUGGUGGGUGACAGAGUUUAAGACCAUCAAGUUCCCCUCCCAGGGGACCGUGUUUGACUACUACAUUGACACCGACACCAAGAAGUUUGAACCCUGGUCCAAGAUGGUGCCCAGGUUCGAGAUGGAUGCUGAUAUUCCUCUACAGGCAUGUCUGGUCCACACCACAGAGACUAUCCGCGUCCGUUACUUCAUGGACCGCCUCUUGGAACGCCGCCGGCCCGUCAUGCUGGUCGGGAAUGCCGGUACUGGGAAGUCUGUUCUGGUCGGAGACAAACUGGGAUCACUGGACCAGGAGAAAUACAUGAUCAAAAACGUCCCCUUCAAUUAUUACACCACCUCUGCCAUGCUACAGGCGGUGUUGGAGAAGCCCCUGGAGAAGAAGGCAGGCCGUAACUAUGGUCCUCCAGGCAGCAGGAGGCUGGUCUACUUCAUAGACGAUAUGAACAUGCCAGAGGUGGACGCCUACGGCACCGUGCAGCCACACACACUCAUACGCCAACACCUGGACUACAACCACUGGUAUGACAGGAGUAAGCUGCUGCUGAAAGAGGUCCACAGUGUGCAAUACGUGUCCUGCAUGAACCCUACAGCAGGCAGCUUCACUAUUAACCCACGACUACAGCGUCACUUCUCAGUGUUUGCCUUGUCCUUCCCUGGAGCGGAGGCUCUUAGCACCAUCUACAGUUCCAUCCUCUCUCAGCACCUCAGGGGAGAGGGCUUCAGUGCUGCCCUGCAGAAGAGCUGUCCUACCCUGGUCCAGCUAGCUCUGGCCCUCCAUCAGAGACUCACCUCCACCUUCCUGCCCACCGCUGUCAAGUUCCACUACAUCUUUAACCUCCGAGACCUCUCCAACAUAUUCCAGGGUAUUCUGUUCUGUACCUGUGAGUGUCUGAGGGGUCCUGUGGAUCUGGUGAAGAUCUACCUCCAUGAGUCCAACCGAGUCUACAGAGACAAGAUGGUGGAGGACACAGACACACAGGCCUUUGAUAAGCUGCAGGCAGACACUGUGAAAAAGUACUAUGAGGAUAUGGAGGAGACGCUGGAGCAGGCCAGGGAGAUGAACAUGUUCUGUCACUUCGCCUCGGGGGUGGGGGAGCCCCGGUACAUGGCUGUCCAGUCCUGGAGCUCCCUCAACAAGACACUACUGGAGGUCCUGGACAGCUAUAACGAAGUCAACGCUGUCCUCAACCUGGUUCUGUUUGAAGACGCUAUGGCUCACAUUUGCCGUAUCAACCGUAUCCUGGAGUCUCCACGUGGUAACGCUCUUUUGGUCGGCGUAGGCGGCAGCGGCAAGCAGAGCCUCACUCGAUUGGCUGCCUUCAUCUCCAACCUGGAAGUGUUCCAAAUUACCCUCAGGAAAGGCUACGGCAUCCCUGACCUCAAGACUGACCUGGCGUCCCUCUACAUCAAAGCUGGCGUGAAGAAUGUUGGCACGGUGCUGCUAAUGACUGAUGCCCAGGUGGCAGAUGAGAAGUUCCUCGUUCUGGUCAACGAUCUUUUGGCAUCGGGUGAGAUUCCUGACCUGUUCCCAGAUGACGAGGUUGAGAACAUCAUCGGGAGCGUCAGGAACGAGGUGCGAGGACUUGGAAUGAUGGACACCCGGGAAAACUGCUGGAAGUUCUUCAUCGAUCGAGUCCGCAAGCAGCUCAAGGUGGCCCUGUGCUUUUCUCCGGUGGGCAGUAAGUUGCGGGUGCGUAGCAGGAAGUUUCCAGCUGUGGUUAACUGUACAGCCAUCGACUGGUUCCAUGAGUGGCCACAGGAGGCGCUGGAGUCUGUCAGCCUCAAGUUCCUACAAGAGGUCGACAACAUUGAGCCGGAGCUGAAGGAGUCAGUGAGUAAGUUCAUGGCCUACGUCCACGUCAGUGUGAACCACACCUCCAAGGAGUACCUGUCCAAUGAGAGGCGCUAUAACUACACCACGCCCAAGUCCUUCCUGGAGCAGAUCAAGCUGUACCAAAGCCUGCUGGCCAAUAAGAGCAGAGAUCUCACCAUGAAGAUGGAACGCCUGGAGAACGGCCUACAGAAACUCAACAGCACCUCCGCUCAGGUGGACGACCUGAAGGCCAAGCUGGCCGCCCAGGAGGUGGAGCUCAAGCAGAAGAACGAAGAUGCUGAUAGGCUGAUCCAGGUAGUCGGUGUGGAAACAGAGAAGGUGUCUAAGGAGAAGACUGUGGCGGAUGAGGAGGAAGAGAAGGUGGCGGCCAUAGCGGUGGUGGUCACAGGGAAACAGAGAGACUCUGAGAAGGAUCUGGCCAGGGCUGAACCAGCCCUCAUAGCAGCACAGGAGGCUCUUAACACUCUCAAUAAGAACAACCUGACUGAGCUGAAGUCGUUUGGUUCUCCUGUGGUGGCUGUGACCAACGUGACCGCUGCAGUCAUGGUUCUGAUGGCACCGGGUGGUCGGGUUCCUAAGGACCGUAGUUGGAAGGCUGCCAAGGUGAUGAUGGCCAAAGUAGAUGCGUUCCUGGACUCCCUGGUCCAUUUCAACAAGCAGAACAUCCCAGAGCCCUGCCUCAAGGCCAUACAGCCCUAUCUACAGGACCCAGAGUUCCAGCCCGACCUAGUGGCCUCUAAGUCCAACGCUGCGGCGGGCCUCUGCUCCUGGGUCCUAAACAUCGUCAAGUUCUACCAGGUGUUCUGUGAGGUGGAGCCCAAGAGACAGGCUCUGAGCAAGGCCAACGCUGAGCUGGCUGCAGCCCAGGAAAAACUCACAGUCAUCAAGACCAAGAUCAACCACCUUAAUGAGAACCUGGCCAAGCUGACAGCCAAGUUUGAGAAAGCCACGGCCGACAAGCUCAAAUGCCAGCAGGAGGCUGAGUCCACCGCUCGCACCAUCUCUCUUGCCAACCGCCUGGUAGGUGGUCUGGCGUCGGAGAACGUGCGUUGGGCGGAGGCAGUGGAGAGUUUCAGACGUCAGGAGAGGACUCUGUGUGGGGACGUCCUCCUCAUCACAGCAUUUGUCUCCUACCUGGGAUACUUCACUAAGCGCUACCGACAGCAGCUCAUGGACAACACCUGGAGACCAUACCUCAGUCAGUUACAGGUGCCCAUCCCAGUGACCUCUGACCUGGACCCUCUGACCAUGCUGAUGGACGACGCUGACAUUGCGGCGUGGCAGAACGAGGGCCUGCCGGCCGAUAGGAUGUCCACGGAAAACGCCACCAUCCUCACUUCUUGCCAGCGCUGGCCCCUCAUGGUGGACCCCCAGCUACAGGGCGUCAAGUGGAUCAAAAACAAAUACGGAGAGGAUCUACGCGUCAUCCGCAUCGGACAGAGAGGGUAUCUGGACUCCAUAGAGAGAGCUCUGUCUGCUGGUGACGUGGUUCUGAUCGAGAACCUAGAGGAUACUGUAGACCCUGUUCUAGGGCCACUACUGGGGAGAGAAACCAUCAAGAAGGGCAGGUACAUAAAGAUAGGAGACAAGGAGUGUGAGUACAACCCCAGCUUUAGACUGAUUCUCCACACUAAGCUGGCCAGCCCACACUACCAGCCCGAGCUCCAAGCCCAGUGUACCCUGAUGAACUUUACCGUGACCAGGGAUGGUCUGGAGGACCAGCUACUGGCUGCUGUGGUCAGCAUGGAGAGGCCUGACCUGGAGGAACUCAAGUGGAACCUGACGAAGGAGCAGAAUGGUUUUAAGAUCACGUUGAAGAUCCUGGAGGACAACCUGCUGUCCCGUCUCUCCUCCGCCUCAGGGAACUUCCUGGGAGACACAGAGCUGGUGGAGAACUUGGAGAUCACCAAACGCACUGCCGCAGAGAUAGAGGAGAAGGUUAAAGAAGCCAAGGUGACCGAGGCCAAAAUCAACGAGGCGCGGGAGCACUAUCGGCCUGCGGCAGCCCGAGCAUCCUUAUUGUACUUCAUAAUGAACGACCUCAAUAAGAUCCACCCAAUGUACCAGUUCUCUCUCAAGGCGUUUAGUGUAGUGUUCCAGAAAGCGGUACUGAAGGCCCAGGCAGACGAGGUGUUGAAACAGAGAGUGUCUAACCUGAUAGACAGCAUCACUGUCCAAGUGUUCCAGUAUACCACCAGAGGCCUAUUCGAGUGUGAUAAACUCACAUACAUCGCACAGCUCGUCUUCCAGAUCCUCUUGAUGAAUAAGGAGAUCAACCCUACAGAGUUAGAUUUCCUGCUGAGGUAUCCCGUCCAACCAGGAGUGACGUCUCCUGUCGACUUCCUGUCCAACCAUUCCUGGGGCGGUAUCAAGUCUCUGUGUUCCAUGGACGAGUUCCGUAACCUGGACCGGGACAUGGAGGGUUCGGCCAAGCGUUGGAAGAAGUUUGUGGAGUCGGAGUGUCCUGAGAGGGAGAAGUUUCCUCAGGAGUGGAAGAAUAAGAGUUCCCUGCAGAGACUGUGUAUGAUGAGGGCCAUGAGGCCUGACCGCAUGACCUACGCUGUGAGAGAUUUUGUGGAGGAGAAGCUGGGGAGUCAGUAUGUGGUUGGCAGGUCGCUUGACUUUGCUGUGUCCUUUGAAGAGUCUGGUCCCGCCACACCCAUGUUCUUCAUCCUCUCUCCUGGAGUAGACCCACUGAAGGACGUGGAGAAACAUGGCAGGAAGCUGGGCUAUACGUUUGACAGCGGUAACUUCCACAAUGUGUCUCUGGGCCAGGGACAGGAGGUGGUGGCUGAACACGCUCUGGAUCUGGCAGCUAAUGAGGGACACUGGGUUAUACUGCAGAACAUUCACCUGGUGGCGAGGUGGCUGGGUUCUCUAGAGAAGCAUCUGGAGCAGCAUGGAGAGAACAGUCACCAGGACUUCAGAGUCUUCAUCAGUGCUGAGCCUUCAGGGACCCCAGAGGGCCACAUCAUACCACAGGGCAUCCUGGAGAACUCCAUCAAAAUCACCAAUGAACCACCCACUGGCAUAAACGCCAACCUGCACAAGGCCCUGGACAACUUCAACCAGGACACUUUGGAGAUGUGUGCCAGGGAGAAUGAGUUUAAGAGCAUCCUGUUUGCGCUGUGCUACUUCCACGCGGUGGUGGCUGAAAGGAGGAAGUUUGGACCUCAGGGCUGGAACAGAUCUUACCCCUUCAACACAGGAGACCUCACUAUCUCCAUCAAUGUACUCUACAACUACCUGGAGGCUAACUCGAAAGUGCCAUAUGAUGACCUGCGAUACCUGUUUGGAGAGAUCAUGUAUGGAGGUCACAUCACUGAUGACUGGGACAGACGACUCUGUAGGACCUACCUGGAGGAGUUCAUCAAACCUGAGAUGAUGGAGGGAGAGCUGUACCUGGCUCCCAGCUUCCCCUUGCCUGGGAACAUGGACUACAACACCUACCACCAGUACAUAGAUGACACACUUCCUGCAGAGUCUCCCUACCUGUACGGCCUCCACCCCAACGCUGAGAUCGGCUUCCUAACGCAGACGUCUGAGAAGUUGUUCCGGACUGUGCUGGAGAUGCAGCCCAGAGACGGAGGGGCCGGAGAGGGCAGUGGGACCACCAGAGAUGAGAAGGUACGGUCUGUGUUGGAGGAGAUAAUGGAGAAGUUACCAGAGGAGUUUAACAUGGUAGAGCUGCUGGGGAAAGCUGAGGAGAGGACACCCUACCAGGUGGUGGCGCUGCAGGAGUGUGAAAGGAUGAACACACUUACCCAGGAGAUAAGGCGAUCCCUACGCGAACUCAACCUUGGACUCAAGGGAGAGCUGACUAUGACCAGUGACAUGGAGAGUCUCCAGACGGCCAUCUUCCUGGACCUGGUCCCAGAGUCGUGGACCAGACGGGCCUACCCGUCUAUGUGUGGCCUGGUCCUGUGGUUCACUGACCUGCUGGGGAGGAUCAAGGAGCUGGAGGCCUGGGCCACUGACUUCAUCUUGCCCUCAGCCGUCUGGCUGGCCGGCUUCUUCAACCCUCAGUCCUUUCUCACAGCCAUCAUGCAGGCUAUGGCUCGCAGGAAUGAGUGGCCUCUGGACAGGAUGUGUCUGCAGUGUGACGUCACCAAGAAGAACAGAGAGGACUUCAGCACUCCUCCCAGGGAGGGGGCCUACGUACACGGACUGUACAUGGAGGGAGCUCGCUGGGACACUCAGGCUGGUAUGAUGGUGGAUGCCCGUCUGAAGGAACUGACCCCCACCAUGCCCGUCAUCUUCAUCAGAGCCAUCCCUGUGGACAAGCAGGAGGUGCGUAACGUCUACCAGUGUCCUGUCUACAAGACCAGACAGAGAGGACCCACCUAUGUAUGGACCUUCAACCUCAAGACCAAAGAGAACCCUUCCAAGUGGACCCUAGCUGGGGUGGCCCUGCUACUGCAGAUCUAAAUGCAAGUUGUAUCUUGUUUUUGUAGAUCCAAAGUUCUAAACAUACUGUGACGUUUCGGUCAGAGACCUUCAUCAGACAUAAUCUUGCCAGCCAACUUCAGAAUGGAGUCGAUUUGACUGACCUUUUCCUUUGCACAUAAACAUGAACCUAGCUAACUGUACAGCACACUUAUCAGACCGUCUUUUAAUAGUUGUUACUAGUUGAGUUCUAGAUUGAUCUCACUUGUCGAAAGGAGGAAAUGUUCCUGUCAAAAUGAGGAACGAAGUGAGAAGGUUCAAAAGAAAGAUUUAUUAUAUCUUAAAGAGAAGAGAAACCCUACACCAAAUAGAUAGGUUUGUCCUGUAAUACUUAAAUCAGUAUAAUCCAAAAAUAAUCUACUCUGGAGAUCUCAAAUAGUAGUUUCUUCUUUUUUAAAACACCAAUUUUGUAGAAUAAAGACUUUUAU
Oncorhynchus tshawytscha (Chinook salmon) is the source of this 14021-nucleotide messenger RNA. RefSeq names its product dynein, axonemal, heavy chain 9 (gene dnah9). Gene Ontology annotation, cellular component: dynein complex. The transcript is spliced from 76 exons. Gene Ontology annotation, molecular function: ATP binding; minus-end-directed microtubule motor activity; dynein light intermediate chain binding. The record is from RefSeq and is a predicted model, not a curated record. NCBI's taxonomy places the organism in Eukaryota, Metazoa, Chordata, Actinopteri, Salmoniformes, Salmonidae. Gene Ontology annotation, biological process: microtubule-based movement. Bases 181 to 13575 code for a protein of 4464 amino acids.